UUUAAGAACGUUACAAGUGUAUCAAAGCGAUUGUAAAUUUGAAGUAAAAUUAAAAUGGUAUAGGUAUCCCGAAGAAAAAAACUAGGGUGGAAAUGAUCAAAUCAUUUUUUAGAAAUAACGACUAUCUGCGCGAACAACAGCUGCUAUUUUCAAUGAAAGACAUCCUGGAAAAAAAUUAUCCACUGCUUACAGUUACCAAAUUCGGCGCUACUGGUUCAGUCGGAAACACAAUGAGAGUGAAUGAAAAAGAAGCGAGGGACGUGGCUGUCUUAGGUCAUGUAGCAUUGGAUCCGAUCUUCAUUACUAGGAAAUUGUUCGAUAUAUCUGAUGUACUAUGCACUACAAUUGUGAGAAUCUUGAAACAACAAAAAUUCCAUCCUAAUAAGAUACGAUUGGUUCAGGAACCGAAUGGGGAUGAUCCCGUUCGCCGACUCCAGUUCUGUGAAGUGCGACCGUGGGGACGAGGCCGCGGAAGAGGACGAGGUUGAAGGGGACAAGGAAGACAGGUCCCUCUCGCCCCACUGAAGAGCCGUCUCCGCCAGCACCUGAAAACCCCGGUCUAGGGAUAAGAUUUUUUCAAAUAAGCACCCCAUUUUUUUUAGCCAUAAUGGUAUCUACGUUGAAAAAUAAUAUAGGUGUGCAAAUAACAUUAUUGGCCUAAAAUGAAUUUUUUCAUUCAUAUUCAGAAUGGACCUUUUUCCGAUCACAUGCCGAAU
Coccinella septempunctata (seven-spotted ladybird) is the source of this 716-nucleotide messenger RNA. RefSeq lists its product as uncharacterized. Bases 93 to 488 code for a protein of 131 amino acids. The transcript is spliced from 2 exons. Lineage: Eukaryota; Metazoa; Arthropoda; Insecta; Coleoptera; Coccinellidae. The record is from RefSeq and is a predicted model, not a curated record.